Messenger RNA from Bactrocera oleae (olive fruit fly), 1650 nucleotides. RefSeq names its product zinc finger protein 107. NCBI's taxonomy places the organism in Eukaryota, Metazoa, Arthropoda, Insecta, Diptera, Tephritidae. The record is from RefSeq and is a predicted model, not a curated record. Gene Ontology annotation, molecular function: zinc ion binding. Gene Ontology annotation, cellular component: nucleus.
AUGUCGGUUAUUGAAUUGAAUAAAAAAUAUCCCUUGGUUCUUGAAGAAAAGAACACUUUCUUUGAGGAAUGGAAACGGUGGUGUCGGCUCUGUGCAAAAGCUGAAGUGCAAUGUAUUAAUGCUUUAACAGGACACUAUACACAAUCCACAAUCGCAAGUGAUAAUUACAACUCGUUAAACAUACUUGCUGCUAUAGAUGAAUAUUUUCACGUUCAGAUUAAGGAAGAUGAGAAGCUCUCACCUUUUGUUUGCACUGAGUGUUUCGAUGUGGUAAUAUCAUUUGUUAAAUUUAAUGAUAACAUUAAAAAGGUUCAGCAAUUGUACCAUGAGUUGUUGCAUAGCGAUGAUAAAACCAAAAUCAAUUUACCAGUUUUAUAUGAUAAGUAUGGUAUAUGUAGAGAAGAGACUAUUUCGACACAAACCAGUAGUAACAAAGUGCCAGUGGAAGAAAUUUUCAUUGCUGAUUCGCCUGUGCCGAAGUGUACUAAUUUAUCAAUUCAAAUAAAACAUGAAAGUUCUGAUGAAUUCCCGGCAGAAGUGUUUAUUAAAGAGUUCGAAAAAAAGGAAGAAUUUCAAGAUCCAUUCGGGGAAGAAGAAGUAUUCACUGCAUUGCAAAACCGCGCUCCUGUAAAUGAAGACGAAAAUAUUAGCAGAAGUGAAGAUUUCAAUAUGCCAAUGGAUACCGAAGAUACUGAUGAAGAAGACGAAGAAUUUUGUACAAUUAAUAAAAUUAAUAAUGACAGCGUAGAGUCGGAAGAUUCUACUGAAAUAACCAAAGGCACGACACAUACUUGUAGUAUUUGUUUAAUGAGUUUUCAUCGUAGAUGUAACUAUUCGGUACACGUAAAGAAAAGGCAUAGCAAACACUUAUGCCGGCAUUGUCCAAGCUUAUUUGAUAGCAAACCAAUUUUAAAGGAACAUAUGAAAGAUCAUCGACAAUUGUUUCCCUGCCCGCACUGUGAUCGAAAGUUCGUAACAAAAGAAUACGUAUCGCAACACAUAAAAUUUAUACAUGAUGACGAACGUCCAUUCAUUUGCGAAACCUGCGGUGAUGCCGUUCGCACGAAAGGACAACUUAAAGAGCACAUGUUGACACACACGGACUAUUCGCCCUUUGAAUGCAAAGAAUGUGGAAAAUGCUUUAAGCAAAAACAACGUUUGAAGAGACACAUGCAAAUACAUGGUGACAAACAUAUUUGUACAGAAUGCGGCAAACAACUGAGCACACGCGCUACUCUAAAUAGUCACCUACUAGUGCAUUCAGAUAAGAUGCCGCACAAAUGCGAUUAUUGUGGACGUCUUUUCAAACGUGCCAAAACGCUGAAAAAUCAUUUAAUUGCACAUACUGGCCUUAGACCGUAUUCAUGUGACUUUUGUGACAAAACGUUUUCGACGGGACCAAGUUGUCGUUUUCACAAGAAAACUAUGCAUCCAGUUGAAUUGGCUGCUCUGGAGGCCUCGGGGGUGAAAACAUAUACAAAAAAUAUACCAAAUUUAGAUGUAUUAAAGGCCGUAUCGCGAACUGCAGAAAACCUUACACCUUUGGCAUCCAAACAAAAUGGUUAUGCUACAUUUGACAGAAAAAAAGAACCGCCAAAAGAGGAUGUAGAAUCCAAACCGAACGAAACAAUUAUGGCAGUUGAUACAUAA